UUGGAGGAAAACAAAAAUUUGACUCUCUUCUCUUCCAUCAUUUUUCCCCUCGAUCAAACAACAUGUUAGGCAAAAGGCAAAAGAAAUUCGAAUUUGGUUUGACUGGAAUGAUAUGGUAAAAACAAAAAUUGACUGUUGACUUGUACCAUCUAAUAAAACCCGGCAACCGUCAACUAACGACACAGCAUCCAUAUCAAACUGUCCUAACCUCAGGUGCUCCUUCCCUGCGGUUAGUGAAAUUACAGUUCCUACGGUGCAAAACGAAACUUGCUCUUGUUCCUUCCCCUCCUCAUAUUUUCCAAUACCAUUUUUCACUGUUAACACCAACACACCCAAAAUCUCAAUCUUGUUCAGAUCCCUCAUACCCCUUUUUUCAUUCAAACUAAGGGGGUGACAAGAUGAGUGAGGUCUUCGAAGGGUACGAGCGCCAGUACUGUGAGCUCUCUGCUAAUCUCUCUCGCAAAUGCAGUUCUGCCUCUCUUGUUUCUGGCCAGGAACAGCAGCAGCAGAAGUUGUCUGAGAUUAAAGCGGGACUAGAUGAUGCUGAUGUUCUGAUUCGGAAAAUGGACCUUGAGGCGAGAAGUUUGCAGCCAAGUGUAAAAGCAAUGCUUCUUGCAAAGUUGAGGGAAUACAAAUCUGAUCUAACCAAUUUGAAAAAGGAAUUUAAAAGGCUAACAUCACCUAAUGCUGACGAGGUUGCCCGUGAAGAAUUGUUGGAGACUGGAAUGGCAAAUACACAUUUGGCUUCUGCUGAUCAGAGAGAACGAUUAACAAUGUCUGUGGAGAGAAUAAACCAGUCGGGUGAGAGAAUUAGGGAGAGCCAUAGAACCUUGCUGGAGACUGAAGAACUAGGUGUCAACAUCCUCCAAGAUUUGCACAGUCAGAGAGAGACUCUACUGAACUCCCAUAAAAGGCUUCAUGGGAUAGAUGAUGCUAUCGACAAGAGUAAGAAGGUUUUAACUACCAUGUCACGGAGAAUAACUAGAAACAAAUGGAUCGUUGCAUCCGUGAUUGGAGCUCUUGUUUUUGCUAUAGUGAUUAUUCUUUUUUACAAGCUAUCUCGUUAGCUAAUAUACACAAGUUACAACAGGAUGGAAGCAAUGUUUAAUGCUUUUAUGUGUUUGGUUUAUAUAUAGGAACCAUAUGACAAGUGUGAUGUUAUCAUAUCUCUGCAAUUAUUUCCCCAUUGUUAUUUUAAGAUUGGUAACUUUUCAAUGAUACCUUGCUCUUUAUGCUCUUCAUUAAUGUUUUUCUUUUGAACUGUAAGAGCAUUCACUUAAUGGAAGUAAUUUUGUUCUAGUGUACUCAUUUUAUGA
Glycine soja is the source of this 1316-nucleotide messenger RNA. RefSeq names its product vesicle transport v-SNARE 12-like. Bases 399 to 1067 code for a protein of 222 amino acids. The transcript has 6 exons. The record is from RefSeq and is a predicted model, not a curated record. Gene Ontology annotation, molecular function: SNAP receptor activity; SNARE binding. Gene Ontology annotation, cellular component: ER to Golgi transport vesicle membrane; SNARE complex; Golgi apparatus. Lineage: Eukaryota; Viridiplantae; Streptophyta; Magnoliopsida; Fabales; Fabaceae. Gene Ontology annotation, biological process: vesicle fusion; intracellular protein transport; vesicle-mediated transport.